Molecule: messenger RNA, 522 nt
Organism: Phytophthora nicotianae INRA-310
Lineage: Eukaryota; Oomycota; Peronosporomycetes; Peronosporales; Peronosporaceae
Exons: 1
Coding region: 1-522 (173 amino acids)
Source: RefSeq, a predicted model, not a curated record
AUGGUCGGCACCAUCAAGUCUUCGAUCACGCUUCUGCUGGGCUUCGUCGCUGUCUCCAACGCCGCAAGCCUCCGUAAAGAAGAUCUCCACUUCAGCGAUAUCGCGUCGCCUCAGACCGAUAAUUCUGCCGCUCUACUGACCCGCGUCAAUGCGGAGCGUGCCGCUAAAGGCUUGCCACCACUUUGCCCGAACAAGAAGCUGCAGGAAGCAGCAGAGCGUCACAUCCUGGACCAAGCCAAGACAGACUACUUUUCGGCAGUUGGGACCGAUAACUCAACUCCUGAGGCGCGGGUUACUGCCGCUGGAUACAACUGGGAAACCGUGGACGAGAACUUUGACGCUGGAUCAGCUACUGUUGAUGCUGUUGUGAGCUCGUGGCUGAAUUCUGAUGGUUGCCACGACGCCAUCCUUGGACAGUACACUAUGGUCGGCACUGCCUACGUGUACAACGAGAACACUUUCUACAAGCAUUACUGGGUGCAAGUCUACGCCACAGGUAGCUCCGAGGAGUGUGAUGCCUAA